This is a messenger RNA of Mugil cephalus (flathead mullet), 4511 nucleotides long. It is a transcript of the gene tfeb, whose product is annotated as transcription factor EB. The coding region runs from base 511 to 2085 and encodes 524 amino acids. The transcript is spliced from 12 exons. Gene Ontology annotation, biological process: regulation of transcription by RNA polymerase II; positive regulation of DNA-templated transcription; humoral immune response. Gene Ontology annotation, molecular function: RNA polymerase II cis-regulatory region sequence-specific DNA binding; DNA-binding transcription factor activity, RNA polymerase II-specific; protein dimerization activity. The record is from RefSeq and is a predicted model, not a curated record. Lineage: Eukaryota; Metazoa; Chordata; Actinopteri; Mugiliformes; Mugilidae. Gene Ontology annotation, cellular component: nucleus.
GAAGGAGGAGUUCCACAUCACAGAGAAAGAGAAAGACAGACAGAGAGAGAGGGAAAGAUUACCAGACACAGGGCUCUCCUUGUUGUUGAUAACAGCUUCACGGCUAAUUUAGGGGAAGAGGAGGAGAGCGGUGGGAAGAGAAGGACGAGUAGGAAGCUGAGCUGGUAGUUACGGGGGGAGGAAGUUGACUGAUAGUGACUGCCUACUGUAAGUCGGGGAGGGAGGAGUGCCGAUGCAAGCAGUGAACCAGCAUAUACAAGCACAACUGACUGUCUCUGUGAGCUACUGUCUGUAUUAACACGUGCAGGAGCAGAUUUCACCUGGAUACACUAUGCUGUCUUGGGGAUAGUUGCAGAUUGCUGCAUCCAGACAUGUAGUCAGCAGUACAAGCAGAGCAUUUAACCUCUUUGUGAACUCUUUCUUCCUCUUGAACAGUUUCCUCUACCUCUCGGGCUGGACUGUGGUGCAUUAACGGCGGGUCGCCCUCCCCUGCCCCCUCGACCCCCAGCAAUGGCCACGCGCAUUGGCAUGCGGAUGCAGCUGAUGCGAGACCAGUUGCAACAGGAGGAGCAGCGUGAGCGGCAGCAACAGCAGCAACUGCAGCAGCAGCACAAUGCAUCAUUGCAAUACAUGCAGCAUCGCAUGGCUGGGCCACCUGCACCCAGCCCAGCCAUUAGUACACCACAGCAUUACCAGAGCAUGCAGGUCCCCGUGGAGGUUCUUAAGGUAGAGACACACCUUGAAAAUCCCACAGACUACCACAUCCGUCAGUCUCGCAGGCAACAAGUGAAAGAAUACCUGUCAACCACCUAUGCCACCAAACAGACGGUCCAAGCGGUAGCAGGCCUGAUUCCUCCUUCUCCUCCCGCGAACAUGGUUCCUACAGGGGGUUCAUCAUCUGCGCCCCCACCUCUUCACUCCCCACACAUGCGCCCCGAACAGCUCAUGUCUGGCAACAGUGCCCCCAACAGCCCCAUGGCCAUGCUCAACAUUGGCUCCAGCCAUGAGAAUGAGAUGGAAGAGGUAAUUGAUAAUAUCAUCAGUAUGCAGUCCAGUUAUGAUGAUAUUCAUGCAUACAUCGAUCCUGUCCAGAUGCCAAACACACUCCCACUAUCAAGCAGUCACCUGGACGUGUAUACAGGUCCUGGGAUGAAGGGGCCAGCCAUUGCUAUGACCAGUAACUCCUGUCCCGCCAACCUGACCAUCAAGCGAGAACUGUCAGACGCAGAAGCCCGUGCGCUGGCGAAGGAGAGACAGAAGAAAGACAACCACAACCUCAUUGAAAGGAGGAGGAGAUUCAACAUUAACGACCGUAUCAAAGAGCUUGGCACCAUGAUCCCCAAAACCAAUGACCUUGUGCAUAGUGACGUGCGCUGGAACAAAGGAACUAUACUGCGGGCGUCUGUAGAGUACAUCAAACGCAUGCAGAAAGAUGUACAGAGGACCAGAGAAGUGGAGAGCAGCUUUAAACGGAUGGAGAUGGCUAACAAGCAGCUAAUGCUGCGCAUCCAAGAGCUGGAGAUGCAGGCUCGUCUGCAUGGCCUGCCCAGUACCUCUCCCUCUGCCAUGAACCAAACUGACAUGAUGGGCUCUUACAUAAAACAAGAGACCAACCCAGAGGAUAACCUUUCUCACCCCCAGGUACAAGCCCACCACCAGCAACAGCACCUACCCCAUAACCAGGUUCACCCACAAGCUCAGCAGCACCACUUCCUCCCCCAGGCCCACCUCCACCCUCAGGGCCAGGCCCAGCCUCAACUUAGGCAACUGCCGCAACUCCCACAACACCUCCAGCCCCAGCCACCCAUCCAGUACCCAGCUGUGGGCAGCUCCCAGCCCUUUGACUUUGCCCAGUCGCUGGACUUGUGCGAUGGAAUAACCGGAUUCUCCGACGGCAUGUCGGGGCUGGGUGACCUGGGCGGACUGGAUGGUCAGGGGAGGAGAGGUGAUUUGAGCUUCCUGAUGAUGGACGAGCCUUUGUCCCCUAUGGCCGGAGACCCGCUCCUCUCUGCAAUGUCCCCCGAAGCUUCUGUUGACUCCAGCCGCAGAUCCAGCUUCAGCAUAGAGGAUGGAGACAUACUGUAGACGUGUGUACACUCACACACGAGGUUGAAGUAAAAAUACACACAGCACGUUCACUGAAAGGAAUCAACACAUGGUACAGUUUUAACACAGUGGCACUCAUUCAGUUAUCUUAGCCUUAAUGAGCAGAAGAAGGUAUGCGUCGCUCACACAGAUCAAUGCUGUAACGUACAAACAUUUGCACACACAUACACAAAUGGAACGACUUGUGAGUUAAACUGAGGAGCUCAAAACUCUGCCUAACAUACUGAGAAAGGUGUAAACCAACACUGCCAGGUCAGGAGCUAUGCAGCUCUCUUGGCCCUGUUCCUAUAAAGGUGGCCCUGAAUCAUAAUUGAACAAGCGACAAAACCAGCAGUUAAUUAGAUUGACGUUAUCAGAUACAAGGACAACCGAGCGCAUUGUCUCACGCGAUAGAGGACGAGUUAUUUGCCCCUCACACCAACCUCUUUUAGUAACCAUAAAUGAUUGAAUGAAUGAUAGUGUAGAAAAUGGAAAUAGCUUCAUGGCUAUGCAUGCAUAAUUUAUCCAGAGGGGAUGCAGUCCAGUCACAUCAUUCUGUUCCUCGCUCUUGUUAUUCCACAGUCUUUCGCAGUUCUGAGGUGUUAAGUGUCCACAGGAAAGGAAACGUUAUAAAAACCCUGGACAAAUAGAAUAACAGGAGGAUUUUCGGAAAAUAAUUUUCCCCACUUCUAGCUGAAGUAAUUGUCUCCUCACAAACACGCGCACACCCACUCACUGCUGUCACUCCUCUUCUACACCUUUAACACUUGACACUGUCACGAUCUCCACUCAGAGGCACUGUAACUUUUUAGAGCGCAUAGGAAGAAAAACAACAUUUGAUGGUCUUCAAAACCAGCGUGUUAUCCAAAUUCUGUGAGGUGUCAAAAUACUCAGGUACCGUAGCAGCAUACACGGGGUCAGUUUCAAAUAGGAGCAGAUGUUAACCUGAGCUGUGUCAGGGCCCAUAACCCCCGGCCUGUGUGCCUUUUGGUUUUUGCAGCCACUGCUCUUUAGGCAUGUUUUUAUAGGUUCCUUGAGUUAGAUUCAAUAUAACGUCCAAUUAUGCCUGUAAAUGCUUUACAGCAUGCUUCAACUAUACCACUGUUAGUCCAGGAGAAAAUUUAUAUGUGUUUUUCUCUAGUAAGCGACUUUGUAGGGUUUGUACUGGAGGUCCAGGUGAAGGAAAGAAAAAAAAAGGUUUGCGUUUUUUUUUCUAGCUGACAACAGCAGUUGUAUAGUCUUCACUAUAAAAGCACCACAUUAUUGCAUCACUUGCAUGUGUUCACACUUACAAACAGGCAUGCAUUAAACACGCUCACCUGUUCGCGCAUGCACACUCGUCAUAGCGCUCACACACACAGAUACACAUAUAUAUAGUGGAUGAUGCCUUGAGGCUGUUUUCAAAUCAGCAGGUUGACAGCUUCGGUCUCUUCCCUCGUGAGUCGAGUGAAGCUGCCAGCUGCAGUGGAAAAGCUCAGGUCUGCUGCUCACACCGUCACCUGGAAGCAAUUCUUUCUGUUUGGAACGAGUUGUGGUGGACAUGAGCUGUGUCUCUGCUCUGGUAGACCUGGGGAUUAGCUUUGAUUUGAUAUAGCUUAUGAUCAGAACUGAUAAAGUUUUUUUUUUUUUUUUUGAUUAAAAGAAGAAGUGUUUAUUAUAUAGUUUGUUGUUUAUUUUAUCUCCCAAAGCACUGGAAACUAUAUUAUUGUUUUGACUUUGUACAUGGAAGAAUUAUGGAAUAAGAUUUAUUUCAGAUGUUUUAUGCCACUAAGCCACUUAAAUGUAUUUUAUUUGUAUUUGUUGUUUUAGUUCUAUUUCAAUUUUUAUUCCAAAACGACCCUUUGUUCUCAGAGCCUUGUUCUCCAGAAGUACACUGUAAAGGCAUUUAAGCCACCAACGUUUCGCUGGAGGAGGAACCAUUUUUCUGAACAUCCAGAUCUCAUCUGAUUUUAGAGAGAUGAGAUUAUGUACAUUUAUGAUGCCAUUUUUAUAUGCAAAUUUCUAGUCAGACAUAGAUGAAAGGUGAUUUGACUGAAACCUAAUUACUCAUUUGAUGAAUGUAAGGUUUAGCAGUGGUUCUGGUCAGACUGGCAUAAGUCAGCAUUUUCCCCCACCUGCCUGUGUCUUCCCUGACUUUGGUUUCUAUGGAGACUGGAAGACGACUGACUUCACAGAAACUCUGAACCAGGGAUUUGUGAUUGUCCCAGAUAUGUCCCGCUGACUCUGCUUUUGUCAUUGUUCAGAGUUGUGCCUUUUCCCUUUUUCACUGUCAGUUUGACUGUUGUUGUACCAUCAUCCAGCCAACACUCCAAAGAGCUUGUCAGGCCUCUUCUAUUCUUCCACUAGAGGGCGCUCGGCAAAGCAAACCAUACAGGGAAAAGUGGUUCUGAAUUCACUGCAGAUAUAAAAUGUUUUACCAGAAUCCA